AUCUCGGGAAGUGCUUGCGUUUGUGCUUUCGCCCAGUGGUCGCAGUCGACAAAAAUUUUGAGAAAUAAUUCAAAUUGCACCGCCAACAUCUUGAAAGCACCUCGGCCACGAAUGCUCUGACCAAAGCAUGUUGAGAGGACCAGACGAAAACCGUCUAUGAAUCCAAAGCGCUUGUGCUGUGUCGUCCGCCUGCAUCAUUCAAGAAGAUGUGACAACAGUGUGUGGCCUUGAACUGCAGCGCCGUCCUUCUCGUAGAGUGAGGUGGUUUUUCGGUCGUCGAGGAAGUAAUUACUCAAGAAUGGCCCGAUACUGACUUGGAAGAACCCGGUUUUUAAGCGCGGCUGCGGUUUUGUUUGCUUGCUCGAAAACGAAGAGGGGGAGCGCCGCAUGAUGGAAGCCGAGACCCCUGCGCUCCUCGUCAGUUUCCUUUUAAUGCGAUCGUUCGCUUUAUUACGCCGACGCCGAGAGUGAACCAGGGGUUGCAAGAACACGCUAAGAUAAAGAUUUAUUCCAGAGGGCACGAGGAUUUCCUGCCGCGGUCCAUUCCUGCUCGUGGGGGUGCUUACAACAUCUAGUCGAGUGUAGUGGCAGUUCCAGUUGACCCCACCAAGUACUAUGGGCCAGCGGCUUUCCCAAGACUGCGGCGCGUGCUGGGACCCGGAGGGGGCUGCGGACGCGAUCAGAAGGAAAAAGCAGCAACGGAAAAUGAUCGAGCAGUAUUGCAAUCAUGCAUUACAAAUUUUUUUCUUAAGGUAAAUCUGCAUUACAAAUUUUAUUUCAUCUCAUGCUGAACCUCCGGGAGGGGGCGGCGGACGCUAUCAGAAGGAAAAAGCAGCAACGGAAAAUGAUCGAGCAGUAUUGCAAUCAUGCAUUACAAUUUUUUUUCUUAAGGUAAAUCUGCAUUACAAAUUUUAUUUCAUCUCAUGCUGAACCUCCGGGAGGGGGCGGCGGACGCUAUCAGAAGGAAAAAGCAGCAACGGAAAAUGAUCGAGCAGUAUUGCAAUCAUGCAUUACAAAUUUUUUUCUUAAGGUAAAUCUGCAUUACAAAUUUUAUUUCAUCUCAUGCUGAACCUCCGGGAGGGGGCGGCGGACGCUAUCAGAAGGAAAAAGCAGCAACGGAAAAUGAUCGAGCAGUAUUGCAAUCAUGCAUUACAAAUUUUUUUCUUAAGGUAAAUCUGCAUUACAAAUUUUACCAGCCACCCCCCGGCGGAGGCCGCCGGGGAGGGAGGCUGUUCGGGGGAGGUGUUCCAACGGGGAAGGCGAUGCCAAGGGUGGCGCGCCGCUGCACAACCAAAAAAAGCAGGCGGGGCCGCGGGCACACAAAGCGCAGGCGGGGUCUGACGGGGUUGGCCCAGAAAGCGCAGCGCACACACGCAGGCAGCGAUACCUCCGCGGCCUGCGUUCUUUGUUGGCGAAAAAAGCAGCGCCCGGGGCCGGGGGUUGUUGGCCUUUCUUGGAAGGGGAGUUGGUUGCAGGGGUGCACCCUGAACAGGGGGAGUGCCGCUUCUACAAAGUGGCGAGCUGGAAUCCUGUUAGGCAGCGAGCACGCGGCGGGGCCUGCAUGUGCUUGCGAAGGCUAAUGCGCUAUGCUUGCGCCGAGAGACAACGGGCAGAGAAAAGCUGUCGCUACUUUAGUCGCAACCACUUUCGCGCCGCUACAAAGACGCAACACCUGCUGCCCGCGCGCGGGCACUGUGUGAAGUUGCGGCCACCCUAGGUGGCCGCCUACGUUAAGGCGUGGCGCCGCGCCCCCCCCGGGGGACGCAGAGCGGCGCAUGCACUUUGAACAGCCGCCCUGGUCUGCCCUGGAGUCAAAAAAGAAAAACUUGCAGGGGAGGCCUGAACUUUUAGGCCCUAGCUUUGUUUAUUCUUACUCUAGGACACAGGCACUGCGCGCAGACGGGCGAGCUUCACUGUGCGGGCGGUUCUGGUAGAGGGUCCGGGAGAGGGUCCCGGAGAGGGUCCGGGAGAGGUUCGGAGAGGGUCCGGGAAAAGUUCGGAGAGGGUCGCGAAGAGGGUCCGGGAGAGGGUCCAAGAGGUCCCGAGAGGGUCCGCCGAGAGGUAAAAAAGAGGUUCCCGGAGAGGGUCGACAUAGAGGGUCGCUUAGAGGGUCGCCCUAUACUGUGGAACCUCUCUGACCCUCUCGACCCUCUCCCCCUACCCUCUAAUUGACCUCUACUCAACCUCUACGCACCCUCUUCGGGCGUAUAGCGCCGCUAUACGGUCCCCUAUACUGCGCACCCUCUCCCGACCCUCUCCGUACCCUCUCACUUUACCUCUCCCCGACCCUCUUGUUUUGGUCGACCCUCUACUUUACCUCUCCGACCCUCUGUCUAACCUCUACGAAACCUCUCCCCAACCUCUAUCGGACCCUCUCCGGCCCCAAAGUUUGCCUUAUAUAAAUAUAUUAAUUUCAUCUCAUGCUGAACCCGGAGGAAAAAGCAGCAACGGAAAAUGAUCGAGCAGUAUUGCAAUCAUGCAUUACAAAUUUUUUUCUGAAAGUAAAUCUGCAUUACAAAUUUUAUUUCAUCUCAUGCUGAACCUCCGGGAGGAAAAAGCAGCAACGGAACCGGAGGAACAAAGCGCCAACUCGGAAGAAUCGAACAUCAUGUUGGGUUGCUGUUGGUGCAUGACAGCUAGAAAUGUUACAUUGAUUUUUCGCAUGACAAAAAUCAUCUGAUUCAAAAUGGACACGACACAUCAGGUACCUAGCCCUUUUCUCGGACUUGGAAAAUGGCAUCAAUGCCAAGGACGCAAACUACUGCGCCGACGUGUGCAGGCAGAUACGACAGCUGGACGAGAGUUUUCUCUCCAAGUCAGAAACUUUUCAAACGACCCUGAUGCAGCGUGAACAGUGGAAGGAGGAGGCGCUGCCGAGAAGAGGGAGGGUCAUAGAGCAACUUGGCAACGUGGGAUUUACCGGCGGUGACUUUCAGUUGACAAUUUUCUAAAAAGACGAAACUAUACACUACUGUGUUGGUCGUGCAAGACACUUGAGAAGUGUGAGUGGCUUAACAUUCUGCAGCUGCAAAGCGAUACUGCUUUCCCCCACUGAU
This is a messenger RNA of Amoebophrya sp. A120, 3056 nucleotides long. Lineage: Eukaryota; Dinophyceae; Syndiniales; Amoebophryaceae. The record is from the annotation of a GenBank genome assembly.